AUGGAGGAAGACAGCACUCAGGACAUCGAGUCUCUCAUUGAGGACAUGGACUACAUCCCAGGUCACUUUCACCUGGAUCUCAAUUUCAACUGUGAUCUUACUGUGCCUGUGCAGCUGCGGCACAGGGACAUUUAUCUUAGACAGGAGAGCCUACAAGGUGAGCUAGAGGCUGAAGUUGGAUAUCUACAGUACGCUGUCCGAAAUCUUCAGGGUGUGCUGGCUUCUCACCUUGAACAGCUGGACACAGCAGAGGAAAUAUUUAGGAGUAUUUGUAAAGAAAACCCUGGGAACCUCAAUGCCUGGGCCAACCUGGGCUACGUUUAUGACAAGUUGGGGAGAGAGCUGGAUGCAGGGGAGUGUGUGGAGAAAGUGUCCCAGCUGAUGGGUGUAGAUGCUGGAGAGGCCUCUCAGGAAGAGUCCAGGCUACUGGCUGCACGCUGCCUGGCUGAGCAGGCCUACGUCUAUCCAUACGACGUGGAACUGCACAGUGAGGACGACCUGAGAGAGAGGCUAAUGGCAGCAUUGACAUUGUACAACAAAGCUUUGGGCUAUGGGGGACAGCUGAUACCAAUGGAGGAGAAACGAAGCUGGUAUUUUAAAAUGGCAACCAUUUACAUAAGACUGGACGACAUAGUAAAGACCAAAGAGGACUCAGAAUACUUCAGACUCUCUCACUACAAUAAGGGACUGAAACUUCUCAAAGAAACACUUGAAUCUGAGAAAAAACAAUACAAAGCUCUCACCUGGUGUUAUGUUGGCAUUCUCUUGGAAAGAAAGGAAGAGUUCACCACUGUGCCCAUGUCUGUACAUGACUGCGGCUUCUCGGCCUCAGAGCCUCUAUCCUGCUAUGCAACAGCCAUAAACUUGGCCAGUGAUGAUGCAUUCAUCCUGAACCUUCUGGCCAAGGUCUUCUUUCUGCUGGGCAAGCAUGAGAUGGCCACAGGGAUCUGCAACAUGGCCCUCAAUGUGCUGCCAGAUCCAGAGCUGAACUGGCAGGCCUACUGCACUCGAGCCAAGAUCAAUGUGAUGCUCUACAUGAGGGACCUGGAGAAGGCAAAACAUGGCCAAGGUGGCCUUCCAGACCGACAAAGCCUAACUGAGGCCAGAAAGGACUUAGACACGGUGCUCACUGUACGUCCAUGUCUGAGGACUCACCUGGAGAUGGCACAGGUGUGCUACUACAUGGGGGUAGAUGCACUCCAGCAGAGCCUUUUGGUAGAUGAGGGUGCAGUGAACAGUGCAUUGGUGAGUUUAUCUCAUGCCCUGCAGUUUAAGCUGGGUGACAGCUUGCCAGACCUCCACGUGCUCAGAGGAAUAGAAUUAGAAAGGCCAGGAAGCACAGACACCACAGCUCUGCGCUGCCUCCUACAGGCCCUCCUGGCUCUGUUCAUGCAGAAUGGCCCUGACCCCACCCCCGCCAUCACUCAGCUUGAGACAUGGGUGCAAAAGGCAGAGAAGAGGUACCCUGAGGACACUGUGAAGGAAGAGCUGAGGUGUCUUUACAGGACUCACACAGCAGAGGUUACAGAGUUAUCCAAGGCUCUGAUCAGCACAGGCCGACUGGAUUUAGUGAGGAGACUACUGGAAACAGUGGUGCCUAAACAGCUGGCUGAGAGGAAACUGAGUGCAAGAUCUUUCUCCAUUUCUUCAUCACAUGAGUAGAUACACAGACCA
Messenger RNA from Monopterus albus (swamp eel), 1674 nucleotides. It is a transcript of the gene ttc22, whose product is annotated as tetratricopeptide repeat domain 22. The coding region runs from base 1 to 1662 and encodes 553 amino acids. The record is from RefSeq and is a predicted model, not a curated record. Gene Ontology annotation, molecular function: protein binding. Lineage: Eukaryota; Metazoa; Chordata; Actinopteri; Synbranchiformes; Synbranchidae. The transcript is spliced from 8 exons.